AGCAAACAGCAAACAUAAUAAUAUUUUCCGAAUACGUAUCCCGAUCUUCUGCUACGGAUAAUCCCUUAGCAGGGAAAACGUAUCAAGCUGUCCUCCUAUAAGAAGUACGUCAUCGGAUGACAACUAUAAAGUGGUUAAUCGUAAUAAGCUGUUUCUCCCCGUUUUGGCGUUAAGGCUGUUCUCCGAACCUUAUCCGAUCUUAGCUCUUGUUAUGAAUAUCCAUGAAGAGAGAAGUGAUUCCUAUCAAUCGUUGCAUUUCUUGUUUUAUUAUAUCUAGUUGGCCUUGCUAAUAAGGCUCGUAUUUAAAGGUAGUAGUAGCUCUAUCGUGACGUCAGAUCACAGCCAUAGCUACUAGAGAUAGGAGCCUUUGAGCAAGCCUGUAAAUCUAGUUGGCCUUGUCCAUCACCCGACAGCUUUUCAUUAGUCAGACACAUCUACAGCAUUAUAUUCUUAAAUUACUCUCAAAUUAUAUUUUGGAAAAUCAUAAUCUGAUAAAUUUUAUGCGAUAUGAAAUCAAUCUAAUUCAAAUUAAAUAUUUUGCUAGCAACAUAGCCUCUCAAUUAAUAAUGUGGAUGCAUUUUAGUCGCGAUCGUCUGGCAUUGUUUGAAGGAUAAGCGUCUCGGUCAUCUGGUGUUACUAAAGUUCAUGGCAGUGUUUGAUAAAUAAAUGAUGCAUAGAUACGCCAAUAGUCUUGUUUAAAUAAUUGCAUCUGAAUUUUAAUGUGAAAAUAUGUCUGUAUGUGUGGGUUUAAGUGCGUCUCAAGCAGAUUUAGAUGUUCAGGGUGAAAUAGACUUUGAUUUCUUUGAACAAAGUGAUCAAUCGAAUAUUUGUAACAAAACUUCUACUCUGCAGGAUAGUGUUUCUACCGAUUCUAAGGAAACUUCUAAAUAUAUUUCUGAUAACAAUUCUGAAAACUGUAUGCCAAAUGAUAAAUUAGAUUUCUCAGAACAUGGACGAAAUAUAUCGAAUAUUCCAGAUUCUUGCUCAAGUCGUAAUUUCAGUAAGCCUUUGAUUACAAUUUCUUGUGAUGGUACCACAGGUAUCGUUCAGACAACGAAUAUUGAGACUGUUAUUCCAUCUCCGUUUCACUAUAAAGAUAAUAAAUGCGAUAGAAUAAGUCCGUGCAACUCAAGGAAAGGAAGACGAUUAUUAAGCCCGCGAUUAAAAAGCAAGAUUUUUAGAGAUGAUAAUGAAAUAUCAGAUGACAGCUCUUUAUCUAGCAUGUCAGAAUCCGAAUCUGAAUCGGAUAUAUCUUCUGUAAGCGAUGAUUCAUUUGAACUGAAUGAAGAGUCUGAUUCAAUGACAGAUGUGAGCCCAUUAGUGUCACCUUUUGAGUGCCAUAGCCCUGCUGUGACUAAUAAUGACAGUUCAGACGUUCAGGUUGCAGAAAGCAGUCCUAAAUUACCCAAAAAAGACGGAGUUAAAUUCACCGAUGACAUGGAGAAAAAAGGAUGUGUGAAAUGUGAAAGUAUUGAUCUCCAUGAGCUACUAAAAGCAGUGAAACGUUUAGAAAUGGAGCAAAAUAUCAACGCCGUCUCCCUUGAAAAAUGUAGAAACCCUUCAGUUAUUACACAGAAUGCAAGAUGCCGUAGAAAUUUAUCAUUUUCCAAUGAAGAAGUGCGUCGAAUUGAUAAUGACAACCAGAUUUUGCUUAAGAAAAUUAGAGCACAAGAAAACCGAACAAAAGCACGUAAUAAUUCUACAGUUCGUGUUCUGUCAUCAUCUGCAGUAAACAGACAAAGACAACAACGUCAGAUCGAAUUGGACAAUUUGGCUUUACUUAAGAGGUUGGAGUCAACUAAAGCUUCGCGUGAUCUCAGUCGUUUCCAUUUACUUCGUGACUAUGAUCGUCGAUCAUCAGGUGUGCUUUCUAGAGCAUCAUCUAGAUCAUCACAAGUGGGCAGCUCUUCGCAAACAUCUUGUCGAACAUCAUCUCAGUCGUCUGGACGUUCCAGUGCUGUGAGUCUUAAGCUAUCAAAUACAUCAGCAAUGCAUUCUCGCCCAAUGUCAUCUGUAAAUAAACAUUGAGCUGUUAUAAAAAUGGUUGUCUUUUAAAGAAAUGUCUGUGUUAUAAAUAAGUAUAGUUUAUUUGUGCACUUUUCAUUCCUAAAUUAUUAUGAAAUGUACUGAAUUUUGCAUGCUUUAUAUAAUUUUAUGCUUUGGAGUUUGUUUUUAAAUAUACAGGAGUUAUUUACGAAUUUGAGCAUUUUUGUGAAUUAUUUUAUUGCUGGCAUAGAUUUUUUGUGCUGUUUUCUCAUUUCUGGGAAGUAUGUAAUAAUAUAUUACUUACAGUUAAUUAA
Stegodyphus dumicola is the source of this 2300-nucleotide messenger RNA. RefSeq names its product hemingway (gene hmw). Gene Ontology annotation, biological process: spermatogenesis. Lineage: Eukaryota; Metazoa; Arthropoda; Arachnida; Araneae; Eresidae. The record is from RefSeq and is a predicted model, not a curated record.